This is a messenger RNA of Tribolium madens (black flour beetle), 1522 nucleotides long. Its product is annotated as rabenosyn-5. The record is from RefSeq and is a predicted model, not a curated record. Gene Ontology annotation, molecular function: metal ion binding. The coding region runs from base 47 to 1351 and encodes 434 amino acids. The transcript has 3 exons. NCBI's taxonomy places the organism in Eukaryota, Metazoa, Arthropoda, Insecta, Coleoptera, Tenebrionidae.
GCGACCUGCGCAGUAGUUUUUUUGACAUGUUCGCAAGGUGAGCCGGAUGGCAGAAGCAAAUUUAAUAAGAGAGGGCUUCCUGUGCCCCAUUUGCCACAAAGAUUUGCGUUCACCGAACAACCUCAUAGCCCACUUCCAAGAUUUACAUUCCGAAGAACAAGACAUUCUAAAAUCCAUAAAAGAUUUAUACGGUAAAGCUAAGAAAAAGAUAUUAAAAUUAGACGAACAAGACUUGGAAACUUUUAAAAAUGAAAUCACUUUAGAAAAGUAUUAUUUAGAAAUAAGCGAACCUCAAGAACCUGGUCAGAUCCGGACUCAUACUGAUUAUUUCAAAGCCGUUCGUAGGGAACGACUCGACCAUCGAACAACCGAAACUAAUAAACUUAUUAUUAGGUUGGAUCGACUGUUAAGAUUUUAUGGAUCAGACCGCAAACAGCAAGAACAGGAACUAGUGGCUUGGUUGGAUGGUUCCACUGUCACUCGGUGCCCUUCAUGUGCUUCUAGUUUUAACAUUACAAGAAGACAGCAUCAUUGUAGGCUGUGUGGGAGUAUCAUGUGCAACUCUUGUUCCUAUUUUUUGCCAUAUGAGACAGCGCAAGCUAUAGUUGCCCCCGUUCACAACGUCGACGUAAACAACAGGGAGCAAGUCCAAGGCAAGGAACCUGACAGUCUACGUAUUUGCAACCACUGCCUUGACAUGCUUGAAAGCCGCAGACGCGUCCAACUUGAACAAAUGAGACAACCAAUAAUCUGCCAACUGUAUAACCAUUUACAAAACCUCAAAUCACAGACACAGAGCUCCGUUGAUUUAUAUUUGAAAAUGUAUAAUUCCCUCACUUCAGGGGAAACCACAUUUCAUCUUCAGGAUACUCAAGCUUUAAGAGCCACAAUUGCCAAAAAAGCUGAAUCAAUUGACAUUUUAAGUAAAAAAAUCGCAUCCUUGCCUGUAGAUGAAGAAACCCCAAAAGUAGAAUUAUUACAAAAUAGUAUAAGACGAGCUACAUCUCACUACAUUAAAGAUUAUCUACUAACGUUACCAGCGCCCCCUUCAAUACAAGAAUUGGAAAAAAUUAAACGGGAACGUUCUCUGAGAAACAUUGAGGAAGAAAAUCAAAUGGCAGUGAAAACGAAUAUAAAAAGGGUGACAGUGACCACGGGAUGGUCACCUGCAGCUGUCAGUAACGACAAUACAGAAGCUGAGGACCCACUUAUUGAACAAAUGAAUAUUGUAAGAAAUUAUAUUGAUCAAGCCAGAAAAGCACAACGGUUUGAAGAGGUGGCCUCACUUCAGGAAAAUUUGAAAAUGUUGAAGGAGACGUACAAACAUCAACAAUUAAUGAGAGACAGUUAAAUUGUGGUUUUGGAUUGUUUAAACUUUUUUUUAUAUAAAUUGGUGCUGAUUUAUCCGAACAAAUUAUAUAAUAAAAAUGUCGGAAUUAUUUAUUAAAUAACUGCAUGUUUCCACUAGUCACUGUUGCACUGUUUCAUUAUUUACCAAAAUAUAAUCAAUUUUUUAUUUUUA